This is a messenger RNA of Sipha flava (yellow sugarcane aphid), 3096 nucleotides long. It is a transcript of the gene botv, whose product is annotated as exostosin-3. Gene Ontology annotation, cellular component: membrane. Lineage: Eukaryota; Metazoa; Arthropoda; Insecta; Hemiptera; Aphididae. Gene Ontology annotation, molecular function: glycosyltransferase activity. Bases 154 to 2814 code for a protein of 886 amino acids. The transcript has 13 exons. The record is from RefSeq and is a predicted model, not a curated record.
AUUUUUAUGUUUAUUUAAAUUUCUUACGUUAUAUUUUGUAUGUAGUUCUUUAACAUUUUAUAUGUAACUUAUAUACUGUUUGUCUACAUAAAUUUUAAUUAUUAACCUCUAUAUUAUUACUUCCUUAGUAUAAUUUACUGAUCAAAUUACUUAAUGUUUCUUUGUCUGUCUACUGUGAAAUUUAACUCACGUUUAUUAUUAAUUAUUUUGGCCUUGCUGGUCAUAACACCGUUGAUUGGUCAUUAUUAUCUUUCAAAGGAAGAAAAAGAUGGAUUUGAAAACUCUUAUAAUACACAUUCAAAAGUGGAAGCUUAUGAAGACUAUGGAGUUCUUAGAGCUACCGACUUAAAACAUAGAAUAGCUGAACUAGUUAGAAUAAAAAAUUCUGUAAAUAAUGAGUUAAGGAAUAUUGAGGGCAAACGACAAAAACUUCUUAGUGAACUCUCUCUAAACCAUAAAAAAAUUGAAGAUGCCAAAACAGAGCUCAUACGACAAGAAGCAGAGUUAGAAAAACUUAAAAUUUCUGUUAAACAAGCUCAAGUUGCAGAAAAUGAAGCUGUUGCACAGAAUUCUCCCCGUCUUGCUCCACCAACUGUUAUAUUACCUGCAAACCCUCCAUCAUUCAUACCUUUAGUUAAGACUCAUUCUUAUAAGUGUCAUAAUAUGAAAAAUUGUUUUGAUUAUUCUCGAUGUUCUUUAACAUCAGGGUUUCCAUUUUAUUUUUACCAUUCUGAAGAAUUUUCUGAAUUAGUUUCUACUUCAUUAAAUAAAAUUGUAUUUCAGGUUUUACGCUACAAUCCACAUUUUACCAAUAGUUCAGAUAAAGCUUGUAUUUAUGUAGCUCUAAUUGGUGAAACUCAUAAUUCUAUUAACACAACUCAAUUAAAUCAGCUUCCAUUCUGGGGGGGUGAUGGUAGAAAUCAUAUUCUAUUUUAUUUAAGUAAAAAUAUGUAUAAUAGGCCAAAUUUUGAUCAAAAUAUAAAUUUCGGGCGUGCCAUAAUUGCUCAAUCAUUUUGGGAUGAAAAAAAUUUUCGUUUAGGCCAUGAUAUAUUAUUACCUGCUAGUUUUGGACCUCCUGGCGGAGAUGUAUGGAUGGAUUCUCCGUACAUGUUGCCAGCAAGAAGAAAAUAUCUUUUGUCUUUUGAAGGAUAUAAAAAUGUUAACUCAUCGAAGAACCAACAAAGCUUUGUCGAAAUGGUACAAACAUUUUUAACACAAACAACCAUUGAUCAAUUUUACAUAAAAACUGAUUGUAAAAAUAACAGAAUUGGUAGCAAUGUAUUUGACUGGUGUUUGUGUGGCAAUGAAACUAAACGCAAAGAGUUCCUUACUCAGUCUACUUUUACUUUGGUCCCUGCGCCUUUAGAUAUUGAUAUGAUAUCAACUGCAAUGAUGCAAGCUCGAAUUUAUGAAUCAUUAAAAUUUAGUGCAAUUCCGGUAUUUUUAGAACACGACAGAAUUGGAUUACCUUUUGAUGAAGUGAUUGAUUGGUGUAGAGCUGCUGUAUGCAUAGUAGGAGAAAGAGUUCCAGAACUGCAUUGGCUGUUAAGGACUAUUCCUGAUAAUGAUAUUCUGAUGAUGAGAAGACAGGGUAGAAUGUUGUACGAAAAAUAUUUUGGAACUGUACAAUCUAUUUUGGAUACUACUCUUGCUCUUAUACGUAAUAGAAUUGGUAUACCACCAUUGCCAGUGAUUGAUGUACCAUCACCUAGUAUAUUCAGUGAAAAUUUUAAACCAAUUAAAAUGGAUCCUAUUAUUCCGGAUGCUGAGCCAGAAGAAAGCUUAGGUCCUUUGGAACCACCUUUUAAGUCUCCAGAUUUUAAAAGAAAUUAUACAAUAAUGAAAGUUCAAGGUUAUGAAUUAUGGAAUGGUUGGGGAGAUCCAUUUAAACUUUACCCUUAUACACCUUUUGAUCCAUUGCUACCAUCAGAUGCAAAAUUUAUUGGAUCUGGUAAAGGUUUUCGGCCAGUAAACAAUGGAGCUGGUGGUGCAGGUAAAGAGUUUUGUCAGAGUCUUGGAGGAAACUCACCACGUGAACAGUUUACUAUUGUAAUACUCACUUACGAACGGGACCAAGUGCUUAUGAAUUCACUUAGUAGAUUGAAUGGUUUACCUUAUUUAAAUAAAGUACUUGUUGUAUGGAAUUCUCCUAAACCACCUCUUGAAGACUUACGAUGGCCAGAAAUUGGUGUACCUAUACAUGUCAUUCAGGCAGCUAAAAAUAGUCUUAAUAAUAGAUUUUUACCUUAUGAAGCAAUCGAAACUGAAGCUGUAUUAUCAGUUGAUGAUGAUGCUCAUUUGAGACAUGAUGAAAUCAUGUUUGGAUUUAGGGUUUGGAGAGAACAGCGAGAUAGAGUUGUAGGUUUUCCAGGACGGUUUCACGCAUUAGAUCUUAAUAAUGGUGGAUGGCUUUAUAAUUCAAAUUAUAGUUGUGAAUUAUCAAUGGUUUUAACAGGCGCUGCAUUUGUACAUAAAUAUUAUUUAUAUUUGUAUUCCUAUUGGUUGCCUCAAGCUAUUAGAGACAAAGUAGAUCAGUAUAUGAACUGUGAAGAUAUAGCAAUGAAUUUCUUAGUGUCUCAUGUCACCAACAAACCUCCUGUUAAGGUAACUUCUAGAUGGACUUUUCGCUGCCCUGGGUGUCCAGUAUCAUUGUCUGAAGAUGAAACCCAUUUUCUAGAGCGGCAUAAAUGUAUAAACUUUUUUACUCAGAUAUUUGGAUAUACGCCUCUUUUAAAUACGCAGUUUCGAGUAGAUUCUAUACUAUUUAAAACACGAAUACCACAUGAUAAACAAAAAUGUUUUAAAUUUAUUUAAUAUUUAUAACUAUAAGAUCCAGGAUUUGUUCAGUCUACAUUUCUGACCGUUUGUGACUGUAAUAUGAAGAAACAAGACUGAUAAUUUUAAAUUUAACGAAAAAAUAUAGUAGACAUUUCUUUUGUUUAAAUAUAAUCAUGUUUUAUGUAAAAGAUAGACUAUUGUAAUAGGUAAACACAUUAAAUAGCAGUAAAGCUUGUAUCUGGUUGCCUAGUUACCGUGUCAUAACAAUACAUGUACUCUUUUCCAGUUCUGUUAUUGACUAAUUUACUAUUGUUUUUA